AUGAAGCUCACAUCGCAAGCAGAAGGUGCUGACCCGAUUCUCACGCGUGCCAUCGCAGAGGACAAGGUCCGGUGGUGGAAGAAACCAAACUUGAGAUAUCUGUAUCUGUUCUUGUUCCCAACAUGCAUGGGGAUUGAAAUCACUUCUGGCUUCGACAGUCAAAUCAUCAAUGCGGUGCAGAUUGUCGAUCCAUGGCAAGAGUACUUUGAUCAUCCUGAGGGCGCGAUUUUAGGCAUCAUAGGAGCAAUGUACAGUCUGGGAGCAAUCUGCUCUCUUCCUUUCAUCCCUUGGGUAACACAGAAAUUCGGUCGUCGUUGGUCCAUCUUCCUUGGCUCCUGGGUCAUGGUCCUUGGAGCCGCCGUUCAAAGUGCUUCUCAACACGUUGGAAUGUACCUUGCCGCUCGCUGGCUCCUAGGUUUUGGCAUUCCGAUCUGUAUCAUUUCUGGAGCAGCCAUGCUUGGAGAGCUAGGCUAUCCAAAGGAAAGACCGAUUCUCACAAGUCUAUUCAACGCGAGUUACUUCAUCGGAGCAAUCACAGCCGCUGGCAUCACUUUCGGAACACAAAGCCUGGCACCCAGCGAUUGGUCGUGGCGAGUACCAUCUCUACUGCAAGCUUUGCCGAGUUUUGUUCAGAUUGCUUUGAUUUUCUUCGUCCCCGAAUCCCCUCGCUGGCUCAUAUCCCAAGACCGCCGCGAAGAAGCGUACGAGAUCCUCAUCAAAUACCACGCCGAAGGCAACCGCGACUCCGCCCUCGUCCACGCGGAAAUGGCACAAAUCGAAAAUACAAUCAAAAUGGAACUCCAAACUUCAAAGCAAUCCUGGCUCGAUAUGCUCGCUACUCCCGGUAUGCGAAAGCGUGUCCUCAUUGGGUCUCUUCUCGGCCUCUUUACGCAAUGGUCAGGCAACACCCUCAUCAGCUACUACCUCAAUUCGAUCCUCGAAAGCAUCGGCUACACAGAUUCAUCAUUCAAAGCCAAGCUAAACAUUGGACUUAAUUGCUGGGCUCUGGUGAAUGCUACUUGCGCCUCAUUGCUUGUGCGGAGGUUCCCCAGGAGGAAAAUGUAUCUCCUCUGCGCGAGCUCUUUGCUGGUUUGCUACUGUGGCUGGACAAUCGCGCAAGAGAGGUUCUUGACUACUGGAGCAAUUGCGGCGGGACAUGCCGUGAUUUUCUUCAUGUUUUUGUAUUCGCCGUGUUAUAACAUUGGGUAUAAUGCUUUGACGUAUACAUUCCUCGUUGAGCUCUUCCCAUUCGCGGUUCGGACUAGAGGUAUCGCCCUCUUUCAAUUCUUCGGCAGAGGUGCGGGCUUCUUCAGCACUUUUGUCAACCCGAUCGGACUUAAAAAUGCAACUUGGAAGUACCUUAUCAUGUACUGUGUCUGGCUGGCAUUCGAGGUCGUUUGCAUUUACUUCUUGUGGCCGGAGACACAUGGCAGGACUUUGGAAGAGUUGACUUUCUUGUUCGAAGAUAAGGCUUUGCAAGAGCAGCAAGAGAAGAUUACUAUGACUGAGCUGCAGAAGGAUACUUCGGUCGAGCGUGUCGAGGUGGUAGAGAUGAAGUCGUGA
This is a messenger RNA of Cercospora beticola, 1563 nucleotides long. RefSeq lists its product as uncharacterized. Gene Ontology annotation, molecular function: carbohydrate:proton symporter activity. Gene Ontology annotation, cellular component: membrane. The record is from RefSeq and is a predicted model, not a curated record. Lineage: Eukaryota; Fungi; Ascomycota; Dothideomycetes; Mycosphaerellales; Mycosphaerellaceae. Gene Ontology annotation, biological process: transmembrane transport; carbohydrate transport.